Molecule: messenger RNA, 705 nt
Organism: Pogonomyrmex barbatus (red harvester ant)
Lineage: Eukaryota; Metazoa; Arthropoda; Insecta; Hymenoptera; Formicidae
Gene: Duox
Product: dual oxidase
Biological process (GO): response to oxidative stress; superoxide anion generation; defense response
Cellular component (GO): NADPH oxidase complex; plasma membrane
Molecular function (GO): superoxide-generating NAD(P)H oxidase activity; heme binding; peroxidase activity
Source: RefSeq, a predicted model, not a curated record
GUUUACGGCCCGGCGAACGAAGGCGACGAUCCGAAGACAGCGACACCGGGGAGGUCGUUACAGUAAUGCGCACUUCGCUUUCCAAGAGUGAAUUCGCGAGUGCCCUCGGCAUGCGGUCCGACGCGGUCUUCGUGAAGAAAAUGUUCAACAUCGUCGACAAGGACGGCGACGGCCGGAUCUCCUUUCAGGAAUUCUUGGACACGGUCUUGUUAUUUUCACGUGGCAAAACCGAGGAUAAGCUGCGCAUUAUCUUCGACAUGUGCGAUAAGGACAGCAACGGCGUGAUCGACAAGGAGGAGCUGUCGGAGAUGCUGAGGUCGCUCGUGGAAAUAGCACGUACCACGAGUCUCUCGGACGAUCACGUCACGGAAUUGAUCGACGGCAUGUUCCAGGACGCCGGUCUCGAGAGAAAGGACUAUCUCACGUACAACGAUUUCAAAUUAAUGAUGAAGGAAUACAAGGGCGACUUCGUCGCGAUCGGUCUCGAUUGCAAGGGCGCCAAGCAAAAUUUUCUGGACACGUCGACGAAUGUCGCUCGCAUGACCAGCUUUCACAUCGAUCAGCUACCGCCGGAGGAUGCGAAAAGUUGGACGCGCAAGCAGUGGGACGCUAUAUCGACUUUCCUCGAGGAGAAUAGGCAGAACAUAUUUUAUCUCUUUGUCUUUUACGUGGUUACCAUAGCUCUCUUCGUGGAGAGAUUUAUUC